This is a messenger RNA of Drosophila sechellia, 1578 nucleotides long. RefSeq names its product saccharopine dehydrogenase-like oxidoreductase. Gene Ontology annotation, biological process: glycolipid biosynthetic process. Gene Ontology annotation, cellular component: mitochondrion; plasma membrane; lipid droplet. The transcript has a single exon. The record is from RefSeq and is a predicted model, not a curated record. The coding region runs from base 151 to 1434 and encodes 427 amino acids. Lineage: Eukaryota; Metazoa; Arthropoda; Insecta; Diptera; Drosophilidae.
UUGAAUAUACUGAAUAAGAACGCCGAUUAGCAGCUCAGUAGGCGCAAUCAGUAGACAGCGAUACAACGCGUAAAGUCGCAUCUGUGAUUCCAGGGACAUCGCAAUAUCGCGCAAUCUGAAAUUGAAUCUUUGGAGGCGACUUCCGGCGAAAUGUCUGGCGAUCGACUGGAUGUGAUUAUCUUUGGGGCCAGCGGCUUCACCGGCAAGUACACGGUAUUCGAGGCGGUCACCGUGCUGCGCGGCUUGCGAUGGGGCAUAGCGGGCAGGAACCGCGAGAAGCUGGAGGCGGUGUUGAAGGAGAUGGGCGCCAAGGCCAAGAAGGACCUCUCGCAGGUGCCCAUCUUCAUCGCGGACGUCAACGACCAGACCUCCCUGCUGGAGAUGGCCAGAAAGUGCCGGAUUGUGGUGAACACUGCAGGACCCUACCGCUUUCACGGCGAAAACGUUGUGAAGUCCUGCAUCGAAUCGGGCACGCACCAUGUGGACGUUAGCGGGGAGCCCCAGUACAUGGAGACCAUGCAGCUGAAGUACGAUCAACUGGCCAGGGAAAAGGGCGUGUACGUGGUCAGCGCCUGCGGCUUUGACUCCAUACCCGCCGACAUGGGCGUCGUCUUUGUGGAAAAAAACUUCGACGGCGUGGUGAACUCUGUAGAGACCUUCCUGGAGAGCGGAAUUAAAGAGGGCGGAGGCACUGCCGGUCUCAACUACGGAACCUGGGAGAGCGCCGUCUACGGGCUGGCUCACUCUGACGAGUUGCGCGGCAUCCGGAAGCAGAUCUAUCCGCAGAGACUGCCCAGAUUCUAUCCCUUUCUCAAGCCACGACCGCUGGUCUUCCGCUCUACCGAGAUUGACAAAGUGUGUCUACCUUUUCCCGGCUCCGACCGCUCGGUGGUGAUGAGGUCGCAGCGCUUUCUCUACGACCAUGACAAGAAGCGGCCGGUCCAGAUGCAGGCCUACGUGGGAUUUUCGUCUUGGCUGGUCGCCGGCGCUGUCAUCCUUUUUGCCACAAUCUUCGGUCUGCUGUCAAAGUUCCAGCUGGGACGUACGCUGCUGCUCAAUUACCCCGGUCUCUUCUCCGGCGGACUGGCCUCUCGUUCCGGUCCAAGUGAGGAGUCGAUGGAGCGCACCUAUUUCAAGAUGACUUUUAAGGCCAGUGGCUGGCUAAAGAGCGAUCGCCUGGCCGAGAGCUCAGACCAAUACACUGAGUCCCCGACCAAGACGCUGAUGGUCCGCGUGUCGGGCAUGAAUCCCGGAUAUGGAGCCACCUGCGUGGCUGUGCUCUCAGCGGCACUGACCAUUCUUCGUGAGUCGGACAAGAUGCCCAGCACAGGCGGAGUGCUGCCUCCAGCUGCCGCCUUCUCUAAGACCGGCCUCAUUAGCGAGUUGGAGAAGCACGAUCACGGCAUGAAGUUUGAGAUUCUGGCCAACAAGUGAGGUCCAGAAUCGCACUUCUCCCUCUCAGCGGCUCUCUUUUAAUCACCUUUCUUGGCUGUUUGUUACUCGCGGUUUGAACUGUAAUUAUAUAAACACUUAUUAAAUUAACCCACACAUCCGCUGCUGUUGGGUACCUUUGUAAUA